AUGCGAGGGGCCCUGGUGGGGUUAAUGAUUGGCUCAGAAGAGGAAAUGAGACAGUCACGGGGGAGAAAACUCCCUGGGGCAACGAGGUCCAGAACCAGGACGUGCCUGAAUUCCAUCCCCCCCUGGCCUGUCUCCAGAGACGUCAGUGACCCUCCCCUCGUUUCUCACUCUGGGGCCUGGCAGGGGGGCCGAUUAGCAGGUGGAAGGUGCGCUCAGAUGGCCUCACAGGGCGGGACACCCUUUGGCUGCCCUGAGCCUGGGCUGUGUUUCUGUUUACCUUCCUCCCUGGAGGCUCCACUCAGCACCAGUCCAGUAACUUCCAUUCCUCACCAGUACUACUGGUAUGGACGGGUAGAAAUGAAACUUAAACCUUUUCCCUUUGGGGAAAAAGCUUGCAUGCCAAUGUGCUUAAAUCUUGCCUCCCCACUUACCCAAAUCAGCCCAUGGACUGAGGUCAGGAAAGGCUGA
This is a messenger RNA of Rangifer tarandus platyrhynchus (Svalbard reindeer), 468 nucleotides long. The record is from the annotation of a GenBank genome assembly. Lineage: Eukaryota; Metazoa; Chordata; Mammalia; Artiodactyla; Cervidae.